This is a messenger RNA of Saccharomyces mikatae IFO 1815, 1116 nucleotides long. It is a transcript of the gene GRH1, whose product is annotated as Grh1p. Lineage: Eukaryota; Fungi; Ascomycota; Saccharomycetes; Saccharomycetales; Saccharomycetaceae. The transcript has a single exon. The record is from RefSeq and is a predicted model, not a curated record. Gene Ontology annotation, cellular component: Golgi apparatus. Bases 1 to 1116 code for a protein of 371 amino acids. Gene Ontology annotation, biological process: Golgi organization. Gene Ontology annotation, molecular function: protein binding.
AUGUUUAGAAUAGCUAAGAAUCUCGUCCGGACUUUUGAGCAGAGUGUCCAAGACACUCUGGCGCUCUCGCAAGAUUCGGGGAACCUGGACGCCUUCUUUCAGUCCAUACCACCAAACUUGUUGUCUAGUCAGCUAGCAUCACCCGCUGAAGUUAUAUCUGAAGGUGCUAAGCAUACGAACGUGAAUGAGACCCUUUCCGGUCUUCGGGUUGUUUGGGUAGACGAAAUGCAGUUGCAGCUGCAGUCCUUCUUCGACUAUAUAGUAGGUUUUAAUGAUGAUCCGGUGCCCGUGGUGAGUAACCAACACGGGUUUUCGUAUCCAGAUUACGGGCGUAUCACAUGCAUCUUCAACGAGCAUUGUGGCCGGACCCUGAAGGUUAACAUAUGGUCUGCCAAAGGUGGUACGUUCAGAGACGAGUAUAUCAGUGUAGCGUUGAAGGAUAGCGACGAUUUGGAAGAUGUUUCUUUAAACCACGACGAAAGGAGGUUAUCCGGUGGAGAAGCACGCCAGUUCCAGGCACUCGGAUUCAAGAUACAGUGGACUCCUUUGAUAGCUUCCACUUUUACCUACCAUAUCUUAAACGUGAACAUCCCAGGCGGGCCCGCCCAAUCGGCUGGACUCAUUCCAGAUGAGGACUAUAUCAUCGGUUGUCAAGAUGGCCUGUUGGCCACUGGAGGAGAGACGCUUUUGCAAGAUAUUGUUAGGUCAAGAGCAAACUACGAUCUGGUCCUUUACGUUUACAACAAAGUGUCCGACUGUGUGCGGCCUAUCACCGUACAUAUAGGCCCCGAUGGUAGGCUGGGUUGCAACGUUGGCUACGGGUUCCUUCACAGGAUCCCCACAGUCAAACAACGUCCACAACAAGCGCAGCAGCAACAGCAGCGUGAUGACCUGGUUCCUUUCUCAGCAGAGUCUGAAACAGCUUUUGUCCCAUCAGCAUUUACUACAGCCCCACCGGUGCUAAGCAAGAAGAAAUCAAAAAAUAAAAAAGCCACUCAGCCAUUGGCAAUGGAUGAAUAUUUCAAUGAAGGAAGAGACAAGUCGCCAGUUGCUGCAAAACCAGUAGAAACUGAUCUCCCUGCCCCACCACCACAAAGGCAACCGCCCUCUAAUUAA